Molecule: messenger RNA, 2592 nt
Organism: Clonostachys solani
Lineage: Eukaryota; Fungi; Ascomycota; Sordariomycetes; Hypocreales; Bionectriaceae
Source: the annotation of a GenBank genome assembly
AUGCGGUAUUCUACAAUCAUUUCCACAUUCGCCUUGGUGCCUUACCUAGGCGGUGUUGGAGCCUCGGUAGCGAUAAGUCGGCGUGAGGAAGAGGAGGCAACCACAGCCCGGGUAGCCAAGAGCUUCAUCAUUGAAUACGCCUCGAGCACGGCCAAGACUCGCCGCCAGGAUCUCUCAGAGAAUGAUGACAUCACGGUGGUGAAGACGUUCGACAGCGAGGUGUUCCAUGGGGCCAGCAUCGAGACAGAGACUUUGUCGUUUGACGAGCUCGUGAAAGUGCCAGACGUAUUGCAUGUUUGGCCCAACGAGAAUGUUCAACUUCUUCCUACGUUUGAUCAAAAGACGGCAGAGGCCAGUGAGGCGUUGGAGUACACAACACACAACGUGACAGGCGUGAACAAGCUUCAUGCCCAAGGCCUGUACGGUAAGGGUGUCAAAGUUGGUGUUGUCGACACCGGAAUCUGGUACAAGCACAAAGCUCUUGGUGGAGGUUUUGGUGCUGGCUUCAAGGUUGCAGGGGGGCGUGAUUUUGUCGGCAAUGGCAAUUGGCCAACUGAAGGACAAAAGGAGCCUGAUGAGGACCCUCUUGAUCAACGAGGCCAUGGAUCCCACGUAGCAGGUAUCAUUGCCGGCCAAUCCGAGGGUUGGAAAGGUGUUGCUCCGGAAGCCACUCUCUACGCCUACAAGGUGUUUACUACGGCUGGCAGCACAGAUACGAGCACCCUGAUCGAAGCUUUCUUGACUGCCUACGAUGAUGGAGUUGAUAUCAUCACCGCAUCCAUCGGCGGUGCAAACGGGUUCUCUAACAAUGCCUGGGCUGAGGUUGCCUCUAGGCUGGUUACUGAAGGCGUUGUGGUUACCAUCAGUGGCGGCAACUCUGGAUCUUACGGCCCAUUCUACGGAAGCAGUGGCUCCUCGGGCAAGAACGUCGUUGCUGUCGCCUCAAUCGCCACGGAUAUCUUCCCCGCGAGUGCCUUUGAGGUCACUGUUGGUGGCAAGACUGUUCGCGCUGGCUAUAUUCCCUCGACCGACUAUUUCCCAGCGACCGUGUCCGACUGGCCCAUCGUAUCUCUUUCUCUCGAUGCUGAAGCUACAGCGGAUGGCUGCCAGACCUAUCCCGAGGGAACCCGUAACUUGACCGGCGUCGUGCCAAUUGUUAGACGUGGUGGCUGUACCUUCCAGGUCAAGCAGGAGAACCUGGCGGCAUUGGGGGCUGAGUAUAUCCUCAUUUACAACAACGAUCAGCCCAUCCUCUCUCCGUCAACUGAAAACUUGGACAGCUUGAUUGGAAUGAUAUCCGCGGAGACAGGGGCGAGCCUUGUGGCUGCCCUUAAAGCAGGCGACGAGGUCACAGCCGACUUCGCUGUGAAUCCCGAAAUCCCCGUUGGUGUCGAUUAUAGCAUCGGCAACCUGCCCAACACGUUCACUUCCUGGGCGACAUUGUACAACCUUGAGCUGAAGCCCGAUAUCGCGGCUCCUGGAGGCAGCAUCUUUAGCACAUGGAUCGAUGGCACGUACAACGUCAUCAGCGGCACGUCAAUGGCCUGCCCCUACGUCGCCGGUGUUGCGGCUCUCUACAUCGGAAAGUACGGCAAUCGUGAAACUCUCGGAAAGGGCUUCGCGUACGAACUCACACGCCGCAUCAUUUCGUCGGGAACAGCUGUUUCGUGGUCGGAUGGCACGUCGGCCAACCGCGCCUUCAGCGCCAGCACUGCGCAGGUCGGGAAUGGGUUGAUUGAUGCGUGGAAGGUGCUCCAUUACGAUACCCAGCUUGAGUUCCAGAAGUUUUCUUUGAACGAUACCAGGUAUUUCAACCGAUAUCACGACGUUACUGUUUACAAUAAGGGCAAGACUGCGGUGUCGUAUGAGUUCUCUCAACAGCCUGGGGCUGGCGUUGACACAAUCACCUGGGUCGAGUCUGCAAAGACAAAGAGGAUCCGCACGUUUGCCCAACUGUCCCCCAAGGAGUACGUGCCCGGGAUCAGUCUCCCUCGUGGAUUUACCCUGGAGCCUGGAGCGAGCAAGAAGGUUACUGUCAACUUCGAAAAUCCCGAUACUCUGGGCUGGAACUCGACGGCGCUGCCUCUAUAUGGUGGCAAGGUCGUUGUGACGGGCAGCAACGGCGAGGUUCUCUCCGUGCCAUACCUUGGCCUCGGAGGUGACUUGAAGAACGAGCUUGGGUCUAUCGCCGAGACAGGUUAUCCCUAUUCGGUAUCGACAACCAAGAACACCAACUUCAAGGAGAAGUCUACAUACUCCUUCGACCUGUCCACCGGCGCGCAGGACUUCCCCAAGAUCUUCCUCAAGCUCAUCUGGGGCACGAGUGAGGUCCGCUGGGACAUUUACAAGGCAGGCUUUUCGGAGCGCUCAUGGAAAUACCCCCCCGUGGUUGGUGAGAACGAUUACGUUGGCUCGGCCGCAUCAUGGGUUGGGGCCGGCCAGGUCGACGUCUUCGAUCCGUCGCUAUACGAUCCCAACGAGACGUGGAGCUACCCAGACACCAACGUGUACCGCAGUGUCGCCACCUCAGAGUUCGAGCAUUGGUGGUUUGGAAAGCUGGCGAACGGAACCCAGAUCGAGCCUGGAAAGUAG